UCCCCCUCCGCGCGCCCCCGCCCCGCCGGGCGCUCCACCCAGCGUCCGUCUUCCCUCCUAAAAACGAGUGUGACUCGCUAUCGACAAGUUGAGUUGGGAAAAGGCUUUAUUUCCUUAAAAUGUACACGGGAAACCUUUGAAACCAGCGUGACGGCGACGUAAGGCUGGCGGCAGCAUCUAAUUGGUCGGGUGAAGGCCCCGCAGAGCGAGCGCGUUGCCGUCGUCGUUGACGCUGGAGGCGAAAGGGUGAGGAGCUGGAAGAUCAUAACGUUGAUCGAUGUUGGGGCAACAUGCAAAGGAUUUUAACCCAAAUUUUAAGGCCAAAGCAAAUCUGCAGAAACUACUGUAAGGUUAAGAUGUCUACUUCUGAUUAUGUUGUGCUCAAUACUGGACAAAAGAUGCCUCUCAUUGGGCUGGGGACAUGGAAAAGUGGACCUGGUGAGGUAAAAACAGCUAUCCUGAAUGCAUUGAAGAGUGGUUAUCGUCAUGUGGACUGUGCUGCAGUGUACAAUAAUGAAGCUGAAAUUGGAGACCUCUUUAAAGAAGUAGUUGGUGCCGAUAAGAUUGUGAAACGUGAAGAACUUUUUGUAACCUCCAAGCUGUGGAAUACUAAGCAUCAUCCUGAAGAUGUGGAAACUGCUUGUCGCAAAUCUUUGGAAGAUCUGAAGCUCACUUACCUGGAUUUAUACCUGAUCCACUGGCCUUUUGCCUUUCAAAAAGGUGACAACCCCUUCCCAGUGAAUCCUGAUGGGGCAAUACAGUAUGAUUAUAUCGAUUAUAAGGAAACUUGGAAAGCUAUGGAGAAAUUAGUAGAAAAGGGCUUGGUGAAAGCUAUUGGCCUCUCAAACUUCAGCAGUCGACAGAUAGAUGAUGUUAUUGCUGAAGCUACUAUCAAACCAGCAGUGCUGCAGGUAGAGUGUCAUCCAUACUUGGCUCAGAAUGAACUGAUUGAGCAUUGCCAGAAACUUGGAUUGAAAGUGACUGCCUAUAGUCCACUUGGUUCCCCUUACCGGCCAAAGAAAGACACAGAUGAACCAUUGUUAAUUGAAGAUUCUGAUAUUAAAGCAAUAGCCAAUAAGCAUGGAAAAUCACCUGCUCAAGUGCUGCUCAGGUGGCAGGUACAGCGUGGGGUAGUAGUCAUUCCCAAGAGUGUCAAUGCAGAGCGAAUUGCACAGAACAUGCAGGUGUUUGAUUUCACACUGACUGAAGAUGAAAUGAAAACAAUUGGAAGUCUCAAUAGAAACUACCGGUAUAUUGUUCCAAAGGUGAAGGUUGGUGACAAAUUUGUGGUGAGAGAUGCACUGCAUCCAUAUUACCCUUUCCAUGAUCCAUAUUAGUGAUGGUGGGAUGAGCCAUUGCUGCCUCAGUUAUUUGUUGUACCGUUUGGUAAACCAAUUUUGCUUAUAAAAAAUUGAAUGUGUUUGCAUCAUAUAGAAGAAACAUGUAGUCACUCUUUAAGAGAUUUGACUGCAAACAAUUCAUUCAAAAAUGUAAAUGUUUGGAAAUAAAAUCAACUUUUGUACAAGUCAA
Messenger RNA from Hypanus sabinus (Atlantic stingray), 1530 nucleotides. It is a transcript of the gene akr1a1b, whose product is annotated as aldo-keto reductase family 1, member A1b (aldehyde reductase). Gene Ontology annotation, biological process: aldehyde catabolic process. The transcript is spliced from 10 exons. Gene Ontology annotation, molecular function: aldose reductase (NADPH) activity. Gene Ontology annotation, cellular component: cytosol. The record is from RefSeq and is a predicted model, not a curated record. The coding region runs from base 291 to 1337 and encodes 348 amino acids. NCBI's taxonomy places the organism in Eukaryota, Metazoa, Chordata, Chondrichthyes, Myliobatiformes, Dasyatidae.